UUAGAGUGAUUAAAGUAAAUUAAAGUAUGUAGCAUGGUGGAGUGUACCAUGGCGCUACAUAGUUCAAGAAAAAUAUAUUUUCAUAAGUUGUAAAAACAAUUGUUGUGUGUAGCCAUUUAUGCUCGAAUAUUUUUAACAUGGAGACACGAACAAACGAGAUUUUAACAACAGGCUCGAUAGCAACGGUUAAAGAAGAACCACACGACCAAACUGGCGCGAAGCAAGAGAUGCCACAAUCUCAAGUACAGGGCGUUUGCAUUGAGGAAGAGUGUGAACAACGUAUCGAGUGCACAACCGAGAGCCAGGAAAAUGAAACGCGUACAUUUUUAUCGAAAUGUGUAUUCUGUGGAAAAACAUUCGUUUUUGGUGAUGAACCAAAACUUCUCGAGUGUUUACAUGCAGCAUGUUCUGCAUGUGUCAACAGUAAACUGAGCGAUCACAAUACAUCGGUCGACGUGGAUGUUUUGUUGGAAAGCAAUGUUAUUGCUUGUCAAAUUUGUAAUGUUACUACUCAAGCAGACAAUUUAAUAGAGAACAGGUUUCUCUCAAAAUUUAUAGAGGAAGAUAGUAGCCCAGGUACAGACGACGAAUCUAAAGAAACAGAAGAAGAAAAGAAGUGUACCAGCUGUCAUGAUAAUGCUAAUGCUACCAGUUGGUGUGUAGAGUGCGAAGAAUUUAUCUGUCAGAACUGUGUUAUGGCACAUCAAAGAUUAAAAAUAACAAAGGAUCAUACUAUUAAACCAAAGGAUGAAGUUGCCAAUGAUAGAGAUAAUGUUAAAAAAAACAACAAAAAGAUACCUGGCUAUUUAUUUUGUAUAAUUCAUUCACACGAACAGUUGUCUUUAUUUUGUCAAACAUGUGAUAAACUUACUUGUAGGGACUGUCAGUUAAGCGAACAUAGAGAUCAUAAGUACAAAUUUAUUCAUGAAAUUGCUGCCGAAACACGUGCUUCUGUAUCAACUUUACUUAAAGAAGUCAGUUACAAACGAGUUUUAUUAAAAAGCGCAAUGAAAGUUAUAGAAGAUAGGCAAGUUCUUAUUCUGGAAAAGAAAAAAAAUUUAGUACAAGAUAUAACGCAAAUGGUGGUGCAGUUAACAAACGCAAUUAAUACACGGGGAAAGCAAUUAGUUAUGCGCUUGAACGAAGUGUGCGAUCAAAAGCAAAACACACUUAAUGAGAAAAAAGUUGCUUUAGACCAAUUAUCAAAGCUUACAGAUCAUUGCAUCCAAUUUGUGACUCAUGCCUUAAAGAAGGGUUCAGACAUGGAAUUACUUUACAGUAAAAAAUCUGUUACGAGUCAUUUGCAAAGAAUAAAGAGCAGACGAGCUGACAUUCCAAACCCAGAAAUACCUGUUAGAAUACAUUUAUCUUUGGAAAAAGUACCAGAUUUGAUAAAAGUGGUCUCAUCAAUUGGAGCCAUAGUUGUGGAUGGUAGAGUAUAUCCUUCGAUUUCUCCAUUGGCUGGGAUAAGUACACCAUCUAUGUCGUACAAUGAAUCUCAAUCAGAUCAGAAACAAACAACUAAUUUAUCAAAUGCGCCCAUGGAUGGUUCUCCCAUAACUGCACAAAUACCUCCUACGACGCAGCAAUCAAAUAAUAUACAACAAAAUUCCUAUCAACAAGUGCCUCUUCAUUUAACGCCUCAACAACAACAAACCGUGCCACAACAACAGCAGCAGCAACAAUCGCAGCAGCAGCAGCAAGCGCAGCAACAGCAACAAGCGCAAUCGCAAAAUUACAUGCAACAUUAUACUAUGACUAAUAUGCCGCCUCGAUCGUCACCGCAGGGACAUCAACCACAGGCACAUCAACCACGUGUGCCAUACACAGUUAACUUUAACAGUAGACUACAGCAACCAUUAAUGAUGCAGCAACGUCCAUUGGGAAGUUGUCAUCAACAAGUAACGUCAUCUACGCAUCCUCAUCAGCAAGUUCAUAUAGAUCAACUUGGACAAAAUACAAGUUUACGUGGGCUUCUUGCACAUAAUCCUCCUCCCUACCGACCUUCUACAAAUCAUGUACCAUAUCGGUUGCCACCCUAUAGGUAUCCUUCGAGUAAUUCUCAACGACCGGGACCGCAACAUCCGUAUCAACCGACAAAUACAUCUAUGGUAUCUGGAAUAAGACUUCAACAAUGUAAUCCAGGUUCUCCGUCUGCGCAGCAUUUAAAUUAUCCUGUGCCGCAACCCGGUACAGCUCGUUGGCACAUACCCCAAAAUGUUAAUCCCUGUCUUCCUUAUUAUCCUUCUCGCCAUCAACCCACUCCUCCAAUGCCAGUUCCUAUCAAUGAUACUUAUAAAAUAACACUAAAAAAUCAACAAUCAAACGUCAAUCAAAAAUACAAUACACAAACAAAUACUGCUCCCGAUAAUCCACCCCAAUCGCAAAGUUCUGUAUCCGUUGGUCAUACAGUCAGCUCAUCGGUACCUAAAACACCUAGUCCUGUGCCUCCUGGAAAAUCGGAUGAAACAGAAAAGAGUUUGGACAAGUUUUGCCAAAAAUCUUUAAACGAUUUAAUGCUUACUAUUGCAAAAUUAGAUAGUAAUGGAAUCGUAGUAAUACCAGAAGCCCAACGAAAUCAAUUGGAUUCUGCUCAAGUAGAUAGUUCAACCGAUGAGGGAAUGAAUCCAAUGGCUGAAAAUUCAUCAGAUAAUUCAAAAAAUGCUGCAGCAUCCAUGACAAAGGAUGAUCCUAACGAGGACUGGUGUGCAGUAUGCAUGGAUGGAGGAGAUGCAGUACUUUGUUGUGAUAAAUGCCCAAAAGUCUUCCACUUAUAUUGUCAUAUUCCUAGCUUAAAAUCGUUCCCCGAUGAAAGCGAAACUUGGCAAUGUAUGUUAUGUACAAACGUACUCGAUUGCUCAGACGAAUCAUUAGGAGAAAAAAGGCCAAACACAAUGAGUAUGAAAGAGUUACGAAUCGCACAAAGAAUUGUGCUGGAACUUUAUUGUCAACACGAGCAAAGUUUACCUUUCCGUGAAGUUGUUUCUAACGAAAUAGUUGAUUAUCAUCGUAUUAUAAAGAAACCAAUUGCAUUAGACGUAAUUAGAGAUAAAUUAAAGCCUGAGCACCCGAAUCAUUACACGGAUUUAAGGCAAGUUAUGGCGGACAUCAGAUUAAUGUUCAAGAAUGCUUUUACAUACAACCCAGUUGAAUCACAAGUGUACCAAGAAGCUCGUAAUUUAGAAGAAUUUUUUGAGAAACUCUUGCUAAAAUGGGCGCCAAACUAUGCUUACGACGAUCCUUUUCUUUCUGCUGAUAAAGAUGAAGACGAGGAAGUGUUCCCGCCUAAUAGAAAAUACCGUCGCAUAGUGACCGACUAAUCUUUUCACAACUAACCACUUGAAGGAGUAUGUUAUUUUUAAAACACAUAGUAGAAUUCUACUUGAAAGCAGUCCAUCAACAUAUCUUAUUUACAUUAAAUAUUGCUUUUCGUGUUUAAUAAAUUUAUGUAGUACAUUAUAAAUGUUUUAAAAAUACUAACGAAACAAUUGCACUCAGUAAAGACAUUUAUAAUUGUAGUAUAAUAUUUGUUUAGAUGUCUUGUUUAAUAGAAGAAAUUUGACAUUCAACUGCAUGAAUUUAUAAAUUAACGGUGAAUGUAUUUUUAUUGAUAAUUUUUGUCCAUAAUAUAACUGUUGGUAUUAUUGAUGAAUUCGUUACGAAGUCGAUUUCUGAAAUACUUAUCAUUGAGUUGUACAUUUCAAUGAAUUAUUAACGAAUAAUUAUAUUAGUUAUACAAUGAAGUAUUUCAGUAAAUACACAAGUAUAUUUUUUAGAAAGUAUUACGACCUUAUACUAUGCAUAAUAUCAUUCUAAUAAAAUUAAAUUCUAUAGUCUAAACGUUGUAUUACUUGUUGAUAGAAUGUUAUAGUUGACUAUGUUAUAAAAAACAUUGAUUGAACAAUUUAUGAACUGAUAUCACCUUCACAUAUUUUUUUGAAGGAAAUCAUUAAUUCUUUUAUACAAUACUCUGAAAUAUGCAUGGUAUUUAACAAUCGAAUACAUAAUUGAUUGUUGCGAGAUAAUGUAUCGAACGGAUUACAUUAAUGGUCCGAUUUCAUAGUUACUUUAUUCUUUUACAUUUACGAUUUUGUUUAAAUUAAGAUAUUUUAAUCCUAUCGCAUUUACUUAAUAGCACUCGAAUGUAGGGAACUUGUCAGAUAUGCAUUGAAUUAAAUAUAUACACUAUACAAAAAUGAAUCAGUUUCGCAAAGGAAUGUUAACUUAAAUUUUUAAGAUCCUUUUGCUUUCUAUGCAAUUGUAAUUUGCAACAAAAAAUGUAUAAGACAAAUUAGUUGUGUCACUUUUUACAUAAUAAAAUGAAAUUAAUGUUUUAAAAUGCUAUUGUGUAAUAAAUAAAAGACCAUUACAUAUCAUGAA
Molecule: messenger RNA, 4380 nt
Organism: Hylaeus anthracinus
Lineage: Eukaryota; Metazoa; Arthropoda; Insecta; Hymenoptera; Colletidae
Product: E3 ubiquitin-protein ligase TRIM33
Exons: 11
Coding region: 138-3320 (1060 amino acids)
Biological process (GO): positive regulation of DNA-templated transcription
Cellular component (GO): chromatin; nucleoplasm
Molecular function (GO): ubiquitin-protein transferase activity; zinc ion binding; protein binding
Source: RefSeq, a predicted model, not a curated record